CUGCAUCCCCCUCUGCUCCCAGCCCUGGCAAAGGCAGCGGGCCAGCCUGCUUAGCAUGCGUCUGUCAUUGCUGGGAGCAGUCACUGCUGCUAAGCAGCCGAGCCCGGCAGCCGCGAGCAUCUCGGUCCAGCAUCCCCCCCAUCCUGGCUCGUCAUAUGAUUUCUCCUAAGGGACAACUGCUGAGCGGGACUGUGUCUCGAGCUGAUCCUUUGCUGAUAAGCCAGCUGCCAAGCCUCCACUGCUGAGACAAAAGAGUUUUUCUCUUCCCAGCAGGGUUUUUCUGCUGUGAAUGACAGAGAAAGGGGUAAAAGUGAGCUGCCUGGCACUCCUCGUGGGCUAGAGGCUUUGGAGGCUCCUUGUCCCCUGCUGUGCUGGCAGAUCAUGGAGCUUUUCAGGCUGAGCCUGGGCUGCAUUUGCCUCCUUCCUUGGCUUGAGGCAGAGGGACAAGGCUUCCUCAUAAGGAACACCCGGCUGGAAAAGUGCAUCCGCGCCUCCCAGGAGACCAACAGCAUCAGCCUGGCCAGCUGCAAGGAGCACUCCCAGCAGCAGAGGUGGGGCUGGGACCCCGAUACGGGCACCAUCGUCAGCCUGCACACGAGGCGCUGCCUGUCGGCCCACAGGAUGCGCCAGAACGCUCUGGUCAAGCUGGAGCCCUGUGGAGACUGGGAACGCCAGGCAUGGUCCUGCAGCAAGAAGGGACACUUGACUCUGCAGAGCCUGGGCUUCCACCUCGGCACCAAGGAGGGAGGCCACAAGGUCUAUGUCUCGAGGGAGAAGGACAAGUUCAGCAGGUGGAAGACGCUGGCAGAUGAAACUAUCUGUGCUGCUGCCCGGACAGCAGCUGAGAGGCCCAGCAAACCAACACAACAAGCUCUAGACACACGUGUGUGGAUCUAUGAAACUAAAACCAUCGAUUCAUCAAAGAUCGAUGCUGUGGAUAGAGAAUCUUCUGUGAGCUUGACUGACCCUCCUCUGGCUACCAAGUUCAACAGCACAGUGUCUCCUGCAAAGACCAAACAGGCACAGCUCCCAGCAAAUGAGGAUCCAUCCCACAACCACUCCAAGAAACAUGGAAAUCGGGGGAAAAACACUGGGGCCAGGCUUGCAGGCACGAACUGGAAGACAGCCAUGCUGGUCCUCAGUCCCUUGGCAUUCAUACUGGGAUUAAUAAUACUGACACUCAAUGUUCACUACAACAAGAAGAAGAAAAUCCUCUCUGCUCUGAAGAGCUCUCCAGCCAACAGCAGCAGAGUUGAUUUACGGGAGCCAACCCCCCUGCGAAGAGGCCCCCAGCCCUACCUUCCACCAUCCCGCUCCCCUUCCCUGAGGCGUGGAGAGAUCCUCAUCGAGUGGAAAGACGGGACAGUCACUCCUCUUUUUGACAACAUCAAUUACCAAGUGGACUAGCUCCAAAAUGAUAAGCUUUUGUUCCCUCCCGUGUCACUGUUCCCACUGGGAAGAUUGCCACCACAGCUAUCUCCUCCCUACCCUUGCUGUUUUGACAAGAAGCACAGUUUGGGUUUUUUUUUCUAAACACUUGAGUACAAUCUUCUUGCACAGGACAAGGUUGAAGCAAGCAGAGUAGAUUGUUUGGUUUGUAUAGGCACAUGCUGCUUAGCAAUUUCAGAACUGCUUUUACCCACAAGAAACCCCAGGUUUCCCUAAAUGAAGCUGGGACUAGUGCCAGCUGCAACUGCCCAUUGAAUCAAAAUUAAGAGUUGGCAUAUGAAAAAGUGAAUCUUUGAAGACAAGGCAAAAGGUAAAAAGCAAAAGUCCUGAUGAUCCUUAAUUUCUUUUCAAGAUAAAAGCAGCUGCCAAUAGACACAGAAGGCUAUCAGUUACAUUGUCAGUGUGAGAAUGUAAUUAAUAAGCACUGCCUUCUAUAAAAUCUCUUCCGGGUAUCUGCCAAAAUAUUCAUCCCCACUAAGUUGUCAAUUAAGUAAAACCAAGUAAUUUUUCUAACUUAAAAGGUAGCACUCCACUGUCCCCUCUGCAUCAUUGCAAGAGCCCUGCUGAGAGAGCAUGUGUCUCUCCAAACUUUUCCAUAUUUAGGAUAUACUAAACCUUAUUAUAACACACAUCCUCUUUUAUUAUAUAGACUGGCAAGAAAUGUCAGUCAUGCUUAUUGGGGAUAUUGCAUAUAGAGCCACUUUAUUCCAGCUUCAGUCUCUGAUUUCCUAUAAUCAUAUGGCAUAGUCAAUGAAUAGAUACACUGCUCCACCAGAGCAGUAAUACAGUUGUUUUUCUUUUAGAUAGGAGUAAGACAUUGUUUUCAGCCUUCACACUUCUUAUUUGAGCAAAAUUAGCUGAGACUAUCACACUCAAUCCUGAUCUUUUCUCAGUGAAAUCUGCAAUGUCUUAGUACUUUCUUAAUAUUCAUGAAUGUAUGCUUUCUUUCUCUCUGAUUCUGAGAUGAUGUAAUCAUGGCUGUAAGUCAAGAGUUAUGUGGAGAAAGAAACAAUAACACCAGGAAAUUACAAGUA
Molecule: messenger RNA, 2483 nt
Organism: Motacilla alba alba
Lineage: Eukaryota; Metazoa; Chordata; Aves; Passeriformes; Motacillidae
Exons: 6
Coding region: 382-1407 (341 amino acids)
Source: RefSeq, a predicted model, not a curated record